Diaporthe batatas is the source of this 936-nucleotide messenger RNA. RefSeq lists its product as uncharacterized. Lineage: Eukaryota; Fungi; Ascomycota; Sordariomycetes; Diaporthales; Diaporthaceae. Gene Ontology annotation, biological process: translation. The record is from RefSeq and is a predicted model, not a curated record. Gene Ontology annotation, cellular component: mitochondrion. Gene Ontology annotation, molecular function: ribosomal large subunit binding. The transcript has 2 exons. The coding region runs from base 1 to 936 and encodes 311 amino acids.
AUGAGAGGGCUUAACAGAGCCCAGAUCGCACUGCGACAGUGCACACACGAUGGAGUUGUCCUCUGCUCGAGGACAACCGUCUCGGCCAGAACAGUCGCCGCCGUGGCCACGAGCUCCCCUGCCCGCCCCACGAUCCUGCCGCGCACACGGUUCACCCCCUCAAGAUGCUUCUCCCAGACCGCCGUGCUGGACGGCAAGAAGAGCAAGGAGAAGAGGGCCAACAAGCGAUCAGCAGCGCGGGAGGAGGAGAGGGGCGCCGAGGAGGAUGAGGACGGCGAGGCAGCAGCAGCGCCGUCGCGGGGCCGCGCCAAGGAGAAGGCAGCGCAGCAAGCCGAGAACGCCUUCGACCUCGACGCCGCCCUGGACCUGUCCGACGUCGAGGCCGACUACGCGCGCGUGGACGAGCGCUUCGACAAGCGGCUGCACGAGUUCAGGGUCGGCGGGCGCUUCAACCCGGACGUGCUGGGCCAGCUGCGCGUGCGGCCCGACCGCGAGUCGCCGCAGACCUGGCCGCUGCGCGAGCUGGCCCAGGUCGUCCACCGCGGCGGCCGCAGCGUCUCCAUCCUCGUCAGCGACGCCGAGUACGUCAAGCCCGUCAUGUCCGCCGUCCAGAACAGCCCCGACUUCAACCAGCAGCCCCAGCGCGACCCGGACAACGACCUCGAGCUCACCCUGCGCGUCGAGCCCGAGAACCCCGACGAGCAGCUGCGCCGCCUCCGCGCAGAGAUCACCGCCUGGCGCGACGCCAUCCGCGCCGUCAUGGCCGCCAGGAAGCUGAAACACGCCGCCUGGCGCAAGGACAACCACAUUACCAAGGACGACGCCAAGGCCCUCGACAAGAAGGUCAAGGAGCUGCAGGACAAGAAGAUCGAGCACAUCGACCGCGCCCAGAAGCAGAUCGUCGCCCAGAUGGAGAAGAGGCAGACGCGGCUGUAG